Penicillium vulpinum is the source of this 333-nucleotide messenger RNA. RefSeq lists its product as uncharacterized. Bases 1 to 333 code for a protein of 110 amino acids. Lineage: Eukaryota; Fungi; Ascomycota; Eurotiomycetes; Eurotiales; Aspergillaceae. The transcript has 2 exons. The record is from RefSeq and is a predicted model, not a curated record.
AUGCAGUUCAUUCGUCUUAGCUUUGCGCUUUUCAUUCUGUUGUUAGCAUGGGCAGAUGCCGACAAUUGUUGGUACGAUUUUAGCUCCGAUUCUCGAGCUUUGACAUAUUCGUGCCAGAACUUUGACGAUGGUGGUGUUUUUUAUACAUCUUCUCUGAAGCAGAGUGAUUGUCUUCGAAAUGAAGAUGGCGAGCUUUUGUUCCAGAAUGGAUCUUUCUUCUUCUGUCACCCUAUGUCGAAUGACCAAGCCAUUGACGUCGAAUAUGAAGCGGAGGAGCUGCCUGCACAGACUGCUUCGAGCAAGCUGGUGCAAGUGAAGAUAUUGAUGGAAUGA